CUGGGCGCGCCGCACGGUGUCGGUGGUGAGCGGGAGCCCAGCAUGGCGGCGGCGGAGGGGCCGGCGGCGCGGUUCGAGCACAUGGGGCUGGACCCGCGGCUCCUGCGGGCGGUGGCGGAGCUGGGCUGGGGCUCCCCCACGUCCAUCCAGGCCGAGGCCAUUCCGCUGGCGCUGGAGGGCCGGGACCUGCUGGUGCGCGCCAGGACCGGCUCCGGCAAGACCGGAGCCUACGGCCUGCCCGUGCUGCAGCUGCUCCUGCGGGGCAGGGAGGCUCCCCAGGCUCUGCCCCAGGCCGUGCGGGCGCUGGUGCUGGUGCCCUCCCGGGAGCUGGCCCUGCAGGUGCUGCGCUGCCUGCGCCGCUUGGCGGCUGCCACCGAUCUGCGCGUGGCCGAGCUGGGGGAUGGGGACCCUGCGGCGCUGCGGCCCGUGGUGGCGGCACAGCCGGACGUGCUGGUGGGGACGCCGGGGCGGGUGCUGGCGCAGGUCACUGCCCGCAGCCUGGUGCUGCGGCACUCGCUGGAGCUGCUGGUGCUGGAUGAGGCCGACCUGCUCCUGGGCUUCGGCUGCCUCGAGGACAUCAAGGCCCUGCUCUGCCACCUCCCCAAGAUCUAUCAGGCGCUGCUGAUGUCGGCCACGUUCAGCCCCGACGUGGAGGCGCUCAAGGAGCUGGUGCUGCACAACCCGGUGCGGCUGUGCCCGGCGCAGGCCCCGCUGCCGGGCCCGGCUCAGCUGCAGCAGUUGGUGCUGCGCUGCGGCACGGCCGAGGACAAGGUGCUGGUGCUGGUGGCGCUGCUGCGGCUGCGGGUGCUGCGCGGCCGGGCCCUGCUCUUCGUGUCCUCCCUGCCCCGCUGCUACCGCCUCAAGCUGCUCCUCGAGCAGUUCGGCAUCGGCGCCUGCGCCCUCAACCCCGAGCUGCCGGCGCGCUCCCGGUGA
Messenger RNA from Pezoporus flaviventris, 933 nucleotides. RefSeq names its product probable ATP-dependent RNA helicase DDX56. Bases 43 to 933 code for a protein of 296 amino acids. The transcript is spliced from 6 exons. The record is from RefSeq and is a predicted model, not a curated record. Lineage: Eukaryota; Metazoa; Chordata; Aves; Psittaciformes; Psittacidae. Gene Ontology annotation, molecular function: RNA helicase activity; ATP binding; nucleic acid binding.